AUGACAGCGCGCCGUCCGACCACCUACUUCCCAAGGUCGGAUGGCAUCUAUAAGCGGCGCGAGCACCAUAACCUACCCGCGCGCCCUAGCAAUGUCGAACCCAUCUUCGACCGAGAGCAUGCCAACCAGCCCCUCGCACCCUACGACGACGACGCCGCCAAUUCCGUCUACCUCGAGGGCCCGUCAACGCCCGUCUCUUCUCCGCUGCCGCCCAAGCCGCCCAAAUUUGCGAACCGAUACCUCUUCCCCGUUCUGGCCCGGAACGAGCGGUUGCGCCUGACAAUGCUGUGGUACUACACGAGAGGCAUAACUCAGGACACGGAGCUGCUUCAGAAGCUACAAGGCAUAGUAAACCUGGUGCGAGGUUACAUUGGGUGGGAGUUUGUCAUCAUGGGUAUCUUGGACAAUGAUGUUUACAUGCGCCUGGUAACGGAUGGCCUGCCGCUGGCAGUCUUGCCAAGGAGAGAGAGCACAUGCUCUCACACCAUCAACCAAGAGUCCGGUGUUUUAGUUUUGCCCAGCAUGAGCGAGGAUUGGCGCUUUCGCCAUUCUCCGCACGUGGUAGAGGGUGGCCUGCAAAGUUACGCUGGUGCCGCGCUCCGGUACGAGACGGAGGAUGGCCAAAAAAUCUCCCUUGGCUCCUUGUGCGUUGCUGCUAAUGCGCCGAUCGAACUGCCGCCAGAAAAACAAUCUGCUCUUGCUCGAUUCGCCGACAUCCUUACCGCCGAGAUCGUCAACCAAUGCCGAAUGAGCCGCCAACGCCAACGUCAAAUUAUGGGCGAUCUGCUCUCGAAAGCAAAGGCCCAAGCGACUUCUGCAAACGUCGAAAAGUUGGUUAAAAUGGUAGUCUCGAAAAUCUAUCCGGAGGCGCAGAUUUCUUUCCAAGACGUAGACGCCGGUACUCUUCACGUGGAGAACCGUCUCCCCGUGGCGCUCUCGCAAGUGGAAGAUGGGCUUUGGGAAGACUCCGAAUACCUGGAGCUUUUGAUUCUUACGCACAACCACCAGAAGCUUACGUCCAGACAAUCUGUUCGCGCUGUUUUUGGAAAAUGCAGCAGGGCACCAUAUAACCGAUACCUAGUGGUUGCAUCUCGGGAUGUGCAGUUUGUAUUUGACGAUGUAGAUGCCUGGUUUGUGGAGAGUUGCGCUCAAAUCUACUGCAACAUCUACCAAGAAUAUUUGUUGGCUGAGGCACUCAAGGCAAAGGAGACCUUUCUCAGAGGAAUUACCCACCAACUCCGGACGCCUAUCCACGGUAUUCUUGGAUCCGUUGAGUUACUUGGCGAAGAACUUGGUUCCCUUAACCAUUCUGCUGCCGUCGGAUCGGACGAGAGGGAGCAGUCGAUGCGAACCGCACAAUUGUAUCUUCAGGCGAUACAAAACUCCGGCCGCGAACUAAUGUCGACGGUCAACAACAUGCUUAUGCUUAACCAAUGGGCUGAAUCGAGUCGUUCUGUGAGGACGGCGACGCUUUAUGAACUGACGCGCCUCGAAUCGGACAUACUCAGAGAUAUUUCGCAAAUGCUACCGGAAGACGAAAUAGUUAAUACCUCGGUGCUGUUCGACAACAGACUGAGUGUUGAAUGCAGUAUCAUUACGACCGACAUUGCACUCCUUAAAGAGUGCCUCCAAUCUUUAAUUUUAAACGCCAUCCAGUCAACCUCACACGGUAGCGUCCUCGUCGAGACUUCGGCAAGCGAUAACUACUCGGUCUUACAGUUUGAUGUCAAGGACACGGGCACUGGUAUCAGCAAAGAAGACCAACACCGUAUUUUCGACGCGUACGAAAAGGGCGACUCACACUCUCGGGGAGUGGGUCUCGGCUUGACGAUCGCAUCGAAGAUAGCAACGGCCUUGGACGGCACCGUUUUCCUAGUCUCCUCGGAGCUCGGCAAGGGCUCGCACUUCCGUGCGGAAUUUCAUAACCCUGGCUUUGCGUGCCCAAGCAAGCCCCUGCCACAUUUGGACUCAACGGCGUUGCACGGGAUUCCUAGGCAUUUCCACGAGAUUCCUACGGGCCGAGACGCCGCGCCACUGGUCCGGCACUUCAUGAGCUUCCUCCAGCAUCGCGGUUACGAGCACUCUUCCAAGUCGUAUGACUCCCUGAACAUCAUCAGUUUUACCGAAGACGAAAGCGAAUUCCAGCGUUCUCUCGCCCUAGUGGACCCGAGCGCAGUCGCCAUCUGCCUAGUACCAGGCAGGAAAACCAUGGCUCAUUUGCGCGUACCGGACGGAUACAACAAACUGCUUUUCUUCAACGGCCCUUUUAAUUCCGACCAUCUUAACUCGAUCCUCAAACAAGUCGACGAGAUGUGUCCGACGCUACUUUCGCUCCCCCCUAUCAACCAGCCCCGCAAGUGCGUGCCCCCACCACCCGUCGAGGAGAUUUGUGACCUCUUCACCAAGACGGCGCGUAUCCACGAGGCACCCAGCGCGCUUAUCGUCGACGACAACAUCAUCAACAUGCGCAUUAUGCGCAUGUACUGUGAGAAGCGUAAGAUUCCGUACGCCAUGGCGGCGGAUGGCAAUGAGGCCAUUGCGCAGUUCAAGGCCUGUGCUGCCAAGGCGCAGCCCAUCAACCUCAUCCUCAUGGACCUGCAAAUGCCGAACUGCGAUGGCGUCGAGGCCACUGCCACGAUUCGCAGCCUCGAGGUGGAGCUCGCCCCGCAUAGGCACAAGGCAGUUGUCUUCAUCAUCACCGGCCAGGAUUCUCCUGAAGACAAAGCCAGCUCAUUCGCAGCCGGAGCGAACGAGUUCUUCGUUAAGCCACUAAGCAUCAAAGCCCUCGACAACGGCAUCAGUCUUUACUUUGACCAGAGCAAUACCAAGGCUGGCGCCAAGGCUAACGGUUGA
Molecule: messenger RNA, 2853 nt
Organism: Aplosporella prunicola CBS 121167
Lineage: Eukaryota; Fungi; Ascomycota; Dothideomycetes; Botryosphaeriales; Aplosporellaceae
Exons: 3
Coding region: 1-2853 (950 amino acids)
Biological process (GO): protein autophosphorylation; phosphorelay signal transduction system
Molecular function (GO): histidine phosphotransfer kinase activity; phosphorelay sensor kinase activity
Source: RefSeq, a predicted model, not a curated record